ACAGAAAGGCAAACUUUUUCCGGUUCCGGUCCGGCGAGAGCUCUUUUGGCGAGAUGAAACUGCUCACCCACAAUCUGCUGAGCUCGCAUGUGCGGGGGGUGGGGCCCCGUGGCUUCCCCCUGCGCCUCCAGGCCACCGAGGUCCGCAUCAACCCCGUGGAGUUCAACCCUGAGUUCGUGGCGCGUAUGAUACCCAAGGUGGAGUGGGCGGCGCUCCUGGAGGCGGCGGAUACCUUGCACCUGGUCGAGGUGCCCAAAGAGCCGAUUGAGGGAUAUGAGCAUGAUGAGAAAUUUCUGAGGAAAAUGCACCACGUCCUGUUGGAGGUGGAUGUGUUGGAGGGCACCCUGCAAUGCCCAGAGUCUGGACGUCUGUUCCCCAUCACCCGUGGAAUCCCCAACAUGCUGCUGAAUGAUGAGGAAACCGAGAAUUGAUCAUGCCAGGCACCAGUUUAACGUUUUGUA
Nycticebus coucang (slow loris) is the source of this 461-nucleotide messenger RNA. It is a transcript of the gene TRMT112, whose product is annotated as tRNA methyltransferase activator subunit 11-2. Gene Ontology annotation, molecular function: protein heterodimerization activity. The coding region runs from base 54 to 431 and encodes 125 amino acids. The record is from RefSeq and is a predicted model, not a curated record. The transcript has 4 exons. Lineage: Eukaryota; Metazoa; Chordata; Mammalia; Primates; Lorisidae. Gene Ontology annotation, biological process: rRNA (guanine-N7)-methylation; tRNA methylation; peptidyl-glutamine methylation.